AAACGAUGUAAAACUAAAGCGGAAUUGAAAGUCCCAAAAGCCCCAGGCGACCGAGAGAAGAGAACGCAAAGGCAUACAAAAGCAAAGGAUUUGGGAGUUCUGACGGUUGAUAAGAUCUUAAGCGAUGGCUUUGCAAGAAAAGUUAGAUAGUUUUAAACGUCAGCAGGAGAAGUGUCAGUCGAUGCUCUCCAACAUCGCCGCCAAAUCCUCAUCAUCUAGAAGCACCGCAACUCCGAGAUCGGCACCCGCAGCUGCCUCGCCUUUGCCCAAUGCAAGGCCUUCUGCGCCUAUCAAAUUCUCUAAUGAUACCGAGAGGCUCCAGCAUAUUAACAGCAUCAGGAAAGCUCCUGUUGGAGCUCAGAUGAAGCGUGUUAUUGACAUUCUUUUUCAGACAAGGCAAGCGUACACACCCGAACAGAUCAAUGAAGCAUGUUAUGUUGAUGUCAAUGGUAACAGAGAUGUCUUUGAGGGCUUGAGGAAAAAUCCCAAAGUAAAUUUUGAUGGAAAGCGCUUCUCUUACAAGGCUAAGCACGAUGUAAAGAACAAGAACGAACUUCUUGUCUUGAUUCGGAAAUUUAUAGAAGGCAUUGCUGUUAUUGAUCUUAAGGAUGCUUACCCAAAUGUGAUGGAAGAUUUGCAGGCACUGAAAGCUGCGGGUCAGAUUUGGUUGUUAUCGAAUUUUGAUUCUCAGGAAGACAUUGCCUUCCCAAAUGAUCCGAGGGUACCUAUCAAGGUAGAUGAUGACCUUAAAGAAUUAUUCCGGUCAAUCGAAUUGCCACGAGACAUGCUCGACAUCGAGAAGGAUCUCCAGAAGAAUGGAAUGAAACCUGCUACAAACACGGCAAAAAGAAGAGCUGCCGCCCAAGUGCAGGGCAUUUCCUCCAAGCCCAAACCUAAACAGAAGAACAAGGAGUUCUCCAAGAAGGCUAAACUUACCAACGCCCAUCUUCCUGAACUGUUCCAGAAUCUGAAAAAUUCCUGAACCCAGAAUGGGGUUGAUGAACAGCUCUACGUAUUCACAAGCAUUUGCAUAUAAACAUAGACCAAGCGAGCAACAAAGAUUGAUCUGAUUUGUACCGAUAAGAGUAUUUACAUUUUCUUAUUGUUUGAUUUGGUUUUUUUGCAGGCUUGAAUCUUCAUAUCUGAACUUGAAAAUACACGAUAAACAUGACUACAAGAUCCUGUAGUUUGUA
Messenger RNA from Hibiscus syriacus, 1193 nucleotides. Its product is annotated as general transcription factor IIE subunit 2-like. Lineage: Eukaryota; Viridiplantae; Streptophyta; Magnoliopsida; Malvales; Malvaceae. Gene Ontology annotation, cellular component: transcription factor TFIIE complex. The record is from RefSeq and is a predicted model, not a curated record. The transcript is spliced from 5 exons. Gene Ontology annotation, biological process: transcription initiation at RNA polymerase II promoter. Bases 125 to 982 code for a protein of 285 amino acids.